This is a messenger RNA of Phasianus colchicus (ring-necked pheasant), 1851 nucleotides long. Its product is annotated as poly(U)-specific endoribonuclease-B-like. Lineage: Eukaryota; Metazoa; Chordata; Aves; Galliformes; Phasianidae. The record is from RefSeq and is a predicted model, not a curated record. Gene Ontology annotation, molecular function: RNA endonuclease activity.
CAAAGAAGAAAAUGUAAAAAAUAUUAACCAAAACAAACUUGAAGCCACCCAAAGCUUUAAUUUAGUCACGUAAUGAAUACAAGCUUCCCAGGACAGGCACUGGCAGGGGUGUUUGUGCACAUGGCACCUGUCCCCGCUUGCGUCCAGUGAUGCAUGAAAAGGGCCACCUUUGCAAAACAUUUCCUGUUUAUAAUGCCUCCUGAUGCUUACAAGGUCACAAUAAUUUCAGCUGUUACACAGAGAGGCAAACCGCUUUUUUAUUCCCCACCUGCAACUUUUUUGAUCUGUGUUUCAUUACCAGCUUUCCUUCUGUUGUCAUAUAACAAGUGUAUAUAGACCAGCAGCACUAGAGUCGCUUGUCCACCUGAUACAAGUCCCUCAAACCAAUAAAUAAUCUAGGGUCGAUCCAAAAGUAAUGAUCCUCAUCAAUGAGGAUCUCAGGCUCAGACCUGAAAACCCUGACAACAUGUCUCUGCUGACCUUCCUGGUGCUAUUGGUCCUCCCAAUCGCCUGCUGAUAAGAUAAGGAGCACAGUUGGUAUAGGCAGCUCUGACUUCCUGGUCUGCAUGUGCAUGUGGCAGCCAAGGCACAGGACGUGGAGCUGCACUCCAUGUUUCCUCCUGGGGUUUGGCACCUCCUGUCUUGUCUUUCUGAGUGACUGGAGGGGAAGGGAGGGAGCUCCACUUCCUGGGCUACUGGAAGGACUUCUGAACUCCAGCUUGCAUUUUCCCUGCUCAGUGUGGAGCUACAAGAAAAACUUCUGCCUAGCAUGGCUGAUAGGAAGGCCUUAAAUCAUGAACUUUCUAAACUUUUCAAUGAGAUGUGGGAUAUGGAUGUUAAUCGCUUUGCACCUGGGAAAGAUUAUGCAAUUGAACUGCAGGGAAAAGCAGAUGCUGUACAGCAAGGUGACAGUGCAGCCAGACAUCUGUUUCAUUACGUAAAUGAAGAACGCCUGAAGAACACAAAAACUUUUGCAACCUUUAUUUCCUUAUUGGACAAUUAUGAGACAUCAACUGGAGUAGAAGAAGUAGUGACUCCAGAAGAAAUAGCUGAAAACAAUUGCUUUCUUGAUGCUAUCUUAAUGACUGGAGUAAUGAAACUAGCUCACCAGUAUCUGGUUAAAAAAAAACUAGCAAAGCCAAAGCUUGUUGAUUUCAAGUAUCAGCUCUAUGACAUCUGGUUCCAGCUCUAUCCCAGGAAAGAAGGAGACAGACCUGAUUCUUGUGGUUUUGAACAUGUUUUUGUUGGAGAAACAAGGCAUGGUAAACAGAUCUUAGGUUUGCACAAUUGGGUGCAAUUUUAUCUUCAGGAAAAGCAUAAACAAAUUGACUACAAGGGAUACAUCGCUCGGAAGAAUAAAACCAGGCCUGAUAGAGAUGACCAAGUUUUGAGCAUCCAGUUCAGCUGGAAGGGCUCAGUCAAACCAAUUGGAAGCAACUUUAUUGGCGUCAGCCCUGAGUUUGAAUUUGCCCUUUACACCGUCAUUUUUCUGCUGUCUGAAGAAAGAGUCACACGUGAAACAGUGAAGAUAGAAGAAUAUGAGCUACAGAUCGUUGUUUGUCGCCAUGGGCGCCACAUUGGAACAGCAUAUCCAGUGCUCCUCAACACCAAUAAUGAAGACUAGUAGCACAGUGAUCAGGCAACAUUUCUUCCUUUUUUUUUUGGUGGAGAGGAGGGAGUAAAUUGAUGUGUUGUUUUGUACAAUUCAUUUCUAGUAUAGAACUAUAGAACUAUUUGUGAGUUGUUCCCUUUUGAUUUGCACUGAAGUGUUGAAUCAAAGUGUGCCACAUUGAAGUGUCUGACCCACCUUGAAAUAUGCUUGUUUUCUUAUUAAAGUCUCUGUUAAACUUG